UGUUUUGUGGUGAAUAUGUUUUGUGUUUUGUGUGUAUAAUAAUCUGUGUCUGGGACUAUAACCUAAAAGCAUUGGCUGGGAUUGUCAGUUUUGUGACUGGAAGAUUAUUUCUAAAAAAGUGAGUUCAAAACGUUGUGUUCAAAACCCUCACAGCACCUUUUGGAACAGUAGGAUGGAAUUAUUAUCAAAGCAUUUAAAAGACAUAAAAGUUCCAACAGCAAAUAGUAAAGUUUACAAAGACGAAUGUGUGUUUUCCUUCGAUAACCCAGAAAUAGAAACUGGAUUGUAUGUAAGCUUAUCGACCUUCUUAGGCUUGGGAAGAGAUCAUGUUGAGAGAUAUUUCCGAAAAACAAAACACGCUGUUUACUUGCAUAUAGAACGAUUAAAACAUGAGGUUUCAUCACCACCACAGGGCGAUGGUCCAGAUAAGAAAAUUACCAGACUUGCCAUUGGUGUUGAAGGUGGGUUUGACCCAGAUGCAGGGAAGAAGAAAUAUGAAUUUGAAGAUAUCUACACUAUAGUGCUUUUGCCAGAUUUUGUGAUACUGUCUUGGCCAAAUGAAGAAAUGCCAGAUAUUGUAAAACAGUCUGUCCAGGCAAUAAUUGAUCUACCAUCAGCUAGUAAACUUGCAGAACUUGAGGCUCUUAGUGGAACUUGGGAUGGUGAAUGCCGCAUAGUUUCAAUAUAUGCAAAUAACCUCCAGCAGCUGGACAAUGGAAAAAAAAUUCCUCCAACUGGUUGGAAUUGUGAAAAAUGCGACAAGACUGACAACUUGUGGUUGAACCUUACUGAUGGAUCUAUAUUAUGUGGUAGAAAAUUCUUUGAUGGCACUGGUGGUAAUAACCAUGCUGUAGAGCACUACAAUGCUACAAAAUAUCCUUUGGCUGUUAAGCUAGGAACAAUUACUAAAGAUGGAAAAGGUGAUGUUUACAGUUAUGCUGAAGAUGAUAUGGUUGAAAACCCAAAUUUAGUUGAGCAUUUGGCUCAUUGGGGUAUCAACAUUGCCAACUUGGAGAAAACAGAAAAAUCUAUGCUUGAGCUGGAGCUGGAAUUAAAUACGAAAUCUAAUGAGUGGGCAGCAAUGCAAGAAAGUGGAGUGAAACUGAAGCCUAUUUAUGGGCCAGGUUACACAGGAAUGGAAAAUAUGGGUAACUCUUGCUACCUGAACAGUGUAAUUCAGAUGUUGUUCAGGACUCCUGAUUUUAUCAAUAAGUAUUAUGAGGGUGCUGAUGGGAUCUUUGAUAAGGCUACUGGGAAUGUUGAUCCUGCUGAGGAUUUCAAUGUUCAGAUGGCAAAACUGGGCCAUGGCCUUCUAUCUGGCAAAUACUCCCAACCUCCACCUCCAGAAUCGAAUGAAGGACCACCGGGCAUUUGCCCUCAAAUGUUCAAAACCCUAGUGGGUAAAGGUCACCCUGAGUUUUCUACCAAAAAACAGCAGGACGUUCAGGAAUUUAUGCUGCACUUGCUAACGCUACUUGAGCGUAACAACAAGACUCAAAUAAAUCCAGGCGAGUGCUUCAAGUUUAAGAUCGAAGAGCGAUUCCAGUGUGGUACCAGUAAAAAGGUGAAGUAUUUAACCAGGCCUGAAGUCAUUCUGCCACUCUUGAUACCAAUGGAUGCUGCUGUAAAUAAGGAGGAGGUGGCCGCUUAUGAAGCAAGAAAAUCCGAAGCCGAAGCUCAGGGGAAACGGCUGGAGUCUGAUGCAAUUGUCAGACCGAAAAUAAAGCUUUUCUCUUGCCUAGAGCUUUUCACGCAGUCUGAAGUCAUCAACAAUUUCUACAGUUCAGCUGUUAAUGGAAAUGUUCAAGCUAGAAAGACGACAAGACUAGCCACAUUCCCCGACUACUUAGCCAUUCAGCUGAAGAAGUUCAUGUUACGCGAGGAUUGGGUGCCCAUCAAGCUGGACGUCUCUAUCGAGAUGCCUGAUAUCCUGGACGUGUCUAUGUUGAGAGGAGACGGCCCGCAGCCUGAGGAGGAGUUGUUGCCGGAACCAGAAGUCAAACCGCCCGUGCCUGUCAUGGACGAGGCCGUGCUAACGGAGUUGGAGAAUAUGGGUUUUCCACCGGAAUCUUGCAAGCGAGCCGUUUUCCACACUGGAAACACUGGUUUAGAAUCUGCAACUGCUUGGAUGAUGGAACAUAUUACAGACUCGGAUUUUUCUGAUCCUUUCGUCCCACCUGGUACUGAAAGUAUUGGAUUCACUCCUAAUACCGAUGCGUUAAAUACUAUUAUAGGGAUGGGAUUUACACAAGACCAGGUCAGUACGAUUGUUUCUAAAGACGGCGACUGACUUAAGUCAAGCGCUGCAAUGCAAUGCUCACAUCGAGCGUUACAUUACAAAGUCCAUGUCAAAAUAUCAGUUCUAGAAGUAGCUAGUGCUGCGUUCAUAUUAAUGGGGCUAUUGCAACCUGAUAAAGAACAAAAAAUAGAUGGUGGUGGCAGACAUUUAUUUAUAGGAAGAGAUGUAAAUGUUGGUGCGACAUUAAUGAGUAUCUUAAAAAACGAAGAGCUGUUGCCACCCAUCUUAUUGAUUUUUUUAUAGUAUUCCGCUUGUUGCGGAUCCCAUGGUAUACUCUAUUACGCUAUAAAUCAAUAAAAAAUAAAGUUUUCUCCGUGCACUACUCAAUCAAUAACGUGUGUUUAGAUAACUAUCUCAACUAAUAAAAUAAGAAGACUGCAGAGACUGUGCUCAAAGGCGAAGUAGUGUAAUGUAACCAUCCAAGGGAUUCGUCAAAAAACCGACAGUCAAGUUGAGUAUGAUUUGCUCGUCGUGAGCCCUUUGUUCGGCGCUCGCUUUAGCAAUCCACUAGCGAUUUUUUGUGUUAGAUUACAUUUCAUUACAGCGUUCGGCUUAAAACUGGCCUUAUACUGGGUAAUUGAGCGAUUGAUAAAUAGUACACAAAACGUAGGUCUGCCUUUAAGGACAUUCUACACAUAACAGGAACGUGAGCAUCCUGAGGUUGUUUUUAAGAUUUCCAAUAAUGUCUAGAAAUUUAAUUCUAUUACAGGCUACAAAGGCAUUGAAAGCGACAGAUAAUAAUGUUGAAAGAGCUAUGGAUUGGAUUUUCUCACAUCAAGAUGAACUGGAGAGCUCUUCAGUUGCAUCACCGCCACCCCCAGAGUUCAGAGAUGGAGACGGAAGCAAUAUGGCUGCUGCGCGUUAUGUUGAUGAUGUCCUACAAACCACUUUACUGCCGUAUCUAGAGGGCCGUACACACGUCCUUUUUCAGUAAGACAACCCACGUGCCCAUGUGGCCACCCCGUUCACCGGAUUUCAAUCCCAUCGAACAUGUGUAGGAUAUGAUGGGGAGGAGUCUAUCCAGUUUGCACCAUCCGCCACAGGCUCUGCUACAGCUAAUCCACGAAGUUCGAGUUGCUUGGAAUGAGGUGCCUCAAUCAGACAUCGAUAAUCUCAUUUUGUCGAUGCCUGGAGGUAUAUAGGAGUGUAUUCAGCUGCGGGGUCGCCCAACACAUUAUUUUUUUUCUUAUUGUCAAUAAAAUUUUGUGAGAAUGUUAUCGUUUCAUUCUUGAUGUAAGACUACCUCAUUGCCAAAAAUCAAGUUGAAGAAAUUAUUAUUUCUGGGUGUAACACUUCUAGUCAGUGUCACUGAGUAUAUAAAAUAGAAUGUCAAUCGAUAAAAUAAUUGCCUUUUUCCAGAAUACAAAUUGGUUGGCUUCAUUUCCCACAUGGGCACAUCGUCAAUGGUAGGACAUUAUGUAGUCCACCUUCUGAAGAAAGAUCGCUGGGUAAUCUUCAAUGAUAGUAAAGUGGCCCUCUCAGAAAAUCCACCAAAGGAUCUUGGAUAUAUCUAUUUGUAUGAAAGAAUGUAACCUUAUUUUCAUGUUUUUUAUUCAAAUUAAAUUAAUUUCAAGACAUUUGUUUUUUUUCACUAUGCACACGACCUUGUAGGUAUGCGGGCAUCCAUUAUUCUUAGCUAGCCUGCGAUUCUAUCCAGAUGUUUUCUCUCUAACCAUGUACUGUUAUCAAGGAAAUACCUAAGUCGGCCAGUGCCUGUU
Molecule: messenger RNA, 4017 nt
Organism: Acanthoscelides obtectus
Lineage: Eukaryota; Metazoa; Arthropoda; Insecta; Coleoptera; Chrysomelidae
Source: the annotation of a GenBank genome assembly